Cotesia congregata is the source of this 1584-nucleotide messenger RNA. The record is from the annotation of a GenBank genome assembly. Lineage: Eukaryota; Metazoa; Arthropoda; Insecta; Hymenoptera; Braconidae.
AUGGAGGUGUCUUUGGGCGAAGUAAUCUCCGAGCGGGAAGGAAAUAUCAACAGUAGUCUAGAAAUAGAGAAGAUAUCAGAACUUCUUGAUAACUUCUAUAAGAGCUUGCAGAACGAUGCGGAUUAUUUCUUGAUAUCACUGUACAUUCCGACAAUUGUUGUUGCUGUCACUGCUAAUUUAAUAGUUAUCACUGUUGUGGUUAAAUAUCAACAUAUGCGCAGCAUAACAAAUUAUUUCGUCGUAAAUCUGUCGAUAGCUGACCUUUUGGUGACACUUAUCUGCAUGCCUAUGUCCGUAAGCCAGGCUAUUUCGAUAAUAUGGAAUUACGGUGAAAUAAUGUGUAAGCUUUUCUACUAUCUCCAGGGCGUUGCUGUAGCAGCUUCUGUAUUUACGAUAACAGCCAUGAGUGUUGAUAGAUAUCUGGCUGUCAGAAGCCCAAUGGAUCUGCAUAGAAUGUUUAAUCGUAAAACCACUAUAAUGACUAUAAUAACACUUUGGUUUAUCGCGCUCACUAUAUUUGCUCCACUAUUAAAAGCGGUAUCACUUGAAAAUCUAGAUUUACAAUUAAACUUAACUCUUGUUGUGAUGGCGGCAGAGAAUGAAAGCCUGAAAAUCCUCGAACCACCUAGUCUUCUAGUUUGCUCGGAGGAUUUUAAACCCCUUGGGAUUCACGCACACGUUUUUGGAACCUUUUGCUUCGUACUAGUUUACGCAAUUCCCGGAUUUGUGGUGAUUCUGGCGUAUUCACUAAUGGGUCGGACUUUGUGUGCUAGAAAGCCGCCAUUCGAUUACGAUUGCAACGCUGGAAGUGCAAGCUCACAACAGGGUUUUAGAUUGAUGCGUGAGCGUAAGCGGGUAGCUUGGAUUUUACUGACUCUCGCCAUCCUCUUUGCACUUUGCUGGUUACCGUACAACGUCCUGCGGUUGCUUGUUGACCUCGACGUCGUAUAUCAAGACAGAGUGAUUCCGGUUUUACUUCCUUAUUGCCUGUAUCUUGGGCAUGCCAAUAGCGCACUCAACCCUGUGGUCUAUUGCUUCAUGACACGCAAUUUCCGCCAAAGCGUGAAGCAGAUUCUUUGUCGGCGGUUCGGAAAAUCUGAUAAAUCUAAACCCAAUCGAAAGAGUGCCAAAGGCGCAGGUAUAAUUUUGGGGUCAAGCAUAAAACAGCGGGGAAUGCGAAUUCAAAGAGCACCCCGGGAAGCUGGAAUUGUUGCAGAAGCUAAACCUGCAACCGUCAGAAACGUUCCAGAGCGUAAUGCAACCUCGAGCAGUGGCUAUGACAGCUCUAAUAAUCGCCACAGCCCGCAUCGACGCUGCUAUAAGUUGAAAAACUUGUCGACGGUAAAAAUUGUAGGACGAGCUUCUGCAACAAAUUGUCCUCCCGGGAAGUUGCUCACUAAACAAGAACAAUACUUUACAACAAGUUUGAAUGAUGUUGACUUCAGUAAUACAAAUAAAAUUAACCGAGAAGACCAAGGCCCUCGACGUAGUAGGAGCUUGCAAACUUUAUCAACUGUUACCAUUCAUCGGCAAAAUACACUCGAAAGUGCUGUUCAAGUUACUCAGUUUAUCAACAAUUUCUGA